UUUCAUUGGCCCGUCGGUCCUCAAAACAUCGGAGUUGAGGUCGGCCGGUCGGACCUACUGGAACCUCCCUUCUCCUAUUACUCAUCGUUCAUAUCUUACAUCCACGAUGGGUAUGAGGUCGGUCUUUACGAUUGCGAGCGCCCGGAUUAUAUGUAAUGAUGUUUCUUUAUUCCGGACUUAACUGUUCACAAGUUGUCCGGCCUUUGAUGGUAUAAAUGUUAACUUCAAGAUGUUGGGAAAGAAAAUUAUCCACCUCCAGCUUGGGCUUUAGAGCAGUUCCCACCCCUCAAAGUCAGCCUGUUCCUUAUUUCUUCAUAGGAAUUGAAUUUUGGAGAACUCGCCGGCUAUCUUUACACGUUUGAAAUGGCCAUCUUAGUCACAGGAAGCACUGGCAAAACCUCCUUGCGCCUAGCGCAACUCUUGAAGGCAGCCGGCGUUCCCUACGUCCUUGCAACGCGCCGCGCUGUGUCAGAGCUCCCAGAGAGCUUCUUAACAACCAAACUGGAUUGGUUCGACAAGAGCACUUUCUCCAACCCUUUCAAGCAAGCCGAGAUCUCCGCAGUCUACUUGGUUCCUCCCGAGACCAUGGAACCCGCACCACAUAUGAACACGUUCAUUGAUCUAGCGGUCCAGCAAUAUGGUGUGAAGAAGUUUGUUCUUUGCGGUGGAACGUCUGCACAGAAAGGAGGCAUGUAUGUUGGGAAGGUGUGGAGUCAUCUUGAAGAGCUUGGGGUGGAGUUUGCUAUCUUGAGACCGACAUGGUUCAUGGAGAACUUCUCGGAGUGGCUGCACUGUGACGCUAUCAAAUCUGAAUCGACCAUCUAUUCCGCCGCUGAAGACGGCAAAAUCCCAUUCGUGUCCGCAGAUGAUAUUGCGGAGGCCGCAUGCGCUUUUCUGACGGGGAAGGCUAAGAUGGAGAAUAAGGACUACCUUAUCCUGGGUCCCGAAUUGUUGACUCAUGAUCAGGUCGCAUUAACUUUGUCCAACAUCCUCAACCGUCCGAUUAAGCAUGUCCGCAAAUCACAGUCAGAGAUGGUACAGCAAUAUCUCAAUGUCGGCGUCAAGGAGCUUUUUGCCAACUUCCUACCUUAUCUUGAGAUAACCGCAAAGGAGGGUAGUGAGGCAUCAUAUGAGAAUAAUUUCGAAAAAGUUACUGGCAAGAAGCCAAUCGAUUUCAGGGCCUGGGCUGAGAGGGAGGCGAAGAAAGGCUCCUGGAAUUAGCCUUCUGAAGCAGUGCCUUAGUUAACUCCACUCAUUCAUACUUCAUGCCUACGCGUGGAUAUUCCAAUCAA
Molecule: messenger RNA, 1292 nt
Organism: Lindgomyces ingoldianus
Lineage: Eukaryota; Fungi; Ascomycota; Dothideomycetes; Pleosporales; Lindgomycetaceae
Product: NAD(P)-binding protein
Exons: 3
Coding region: 364-1221 (285 amino acids)
Source: RefSeq, a predicted model, not a curated record